AUGGCCAAGCCCGUGGCCGACACGCAGUCCCGGGCCGAGAACGCGGCCGGCUACGUCUCCGACACCAACCCCAUCCUCGGCUUCUCGCACAUGCACGACUCCGGCACGGGCGGCCAGCCGUCGCUGGGCAACUUCCCCCUGUUCGUGCACCCGGGCUGCCCGGACGACGACCCCGCCCGCUGCGCCUACUCGGUCAUGGACCGGCCGACGGAUCGCGUGCCCGGUUCGGUGUUCGCGGCGCCGGGGUAUUUUACGGUUAAUUUGACCAAUACGGUGCGCGCCGAGAUGACGGCGACGCAGAGGGCGGUGCUGUAUCGGUUUGGGUUUCGGGGCGGGGAGAGGGUGGAUGUGAGGAGGGUGGAGGGGGAGGAGGUGGUGAAGGGCGUGCCGUACGCGCCCGUGGUGCUGGUGGAUUUGGUGGAUUUGAUGAAUAGUCGGAGUAACGGGGGGAUUCAGGUGUUUCCGGAGUCGGGGAGGGUGGUGGGGCAGGGGACGUAUGGGCCGUCGUUUGGGGCGGGGAAGUAUGCGGCGUACUUUUGUGCUGAUUUUAGGGGGGCUGCUAUUCGCAAGACGGGGACGUUUAAGACGAAUGAGGCGGUUGAGGAGCCCAAGUUCUUGGGUAGCGUUGGCGCGGGUUACCAUAUGCCUACCGGCUCUGCGGGUGCUUGGCUGCAGUUUGAGCCGCCCGCGAAUAACUCGCUGCUGGCGAGGGUUGGGGUGUCGUUUAUGUCGGUGGACCAGGCGUGUGAGAAUGCCGAGAGGGAGAUCCCGGAUUGGCAUUUCGAGAGGGUGGAGAGCGAUGCGCGGAAGGAGUGGCGGGAGAAACUGGGCGCGAUCGAGGUUGAUGCUACCGGGGUGAGCGAUGAGCUGCAGACGACCUUCUGGUCGGGGUUGUACAGGACUCUGCUGUCACCGCAGAACUACACGGGGGAGAACCCGCUGUGGAACUCGACAGAGCCGUACUAUGACUCCUUCUACUGCAUCUGGGACUCAUUCCGCGCUCAGCAUCCGCUGUUGACCAUUAUCGACCCGGAGACGCAGACCGAUAUGGUGCGCGCCUUGAUCGACAUCUACAGACAUGAAGGGAAACUGCCGGACUGCCGGAUGAGUUUCUGCAAGGGCUUCUCGCAAGGAGGCUCCAACGCAGACGUCGUGAUAGCCGAUGCCUACGUCAAAGACCUGAGAGAGGGUAUCGACUGGGACGCCGCCUACGAGGCAGUCAUCUCAGAUGCCGAAGUCGAACCAUCCAACUGGGGUCUUGGAGGCCGCGGCAACCUGGUCAGCUGGCACGAAUUCGGGUACAUCCCCAAAGACGACAAAGACGUCAACGGCACGGGCCCGAUGAGCCGCAGCAUCAGCCGAGGCGUCGAGUACGCCUACGAGGACUUCUGCAUCGCCUUACUGGCUGAGGGGCUCGGACACGAGGCCGAUGUGGCCAAGUACCGGCGGCGCGGCGGCAACUGGCGCAACUACUGGAACCCCACCCAGCGCGACGUCUUCAAGGACGCGGACGGCAAGCCGACGGAAACCGACUUCACGGGGUUCAUGCAAGCGCGGCUGCUGAACGGCUCCUUCCGCUACACCAACACGCGGGCGUGCUCACCCGUGCAGGACAUGCACUCGUGCUACUACGACACGGGACUGGACACAUACGAAGGCAGCCCGUGGCUGUACAGCUUCUACGCGCCGCAGGACAUGGCCACUCUCAUCGGACUGAUGGGCGGGCGCGACGCCUUCGUCGAGAGACUCACCUACUUCCUCACGAGCGGCAUCUCGUACCUCGGCAACGAGCAGGGGUUCCUGCCCGUCUUCCAGUUCCACUACGCCGGCCGGCCCGGCCUGAGCGCCCACUUCGUGCGCGAGAACAUCCCGGCCCUCUUCAACGCCACCGUCAACGGCAUCCCGGGCAACGACGACUGCGCCAUGGGCGCCUUCAGCGCCUUCGCCAUGAUGGGCUUCUUCCCCGUCGCCGGCCAGGACGUCUAUCUGCUGUCGACGCCCUUCUUCCCCGAGGUGAGGCUCAAGGCCAAGCAGAAGGGGAAGUGGGCUGUGAUUAGGGUGCGGGAUUUUGAUCCGGAGGGGAAGAAGAAGUAUAUCCAGCGGGCGACGCUGAACGGGAAGGAGUAUACGAAAAAUUGGAUUACGCACGAUUUCUUCGUGAAGGGGGGCGUGUUGGAAUUUUGGGUGGGUGUGGAGGAGGGGAAUUGGGGGACGAAAGACGACGAUCUGCCGCCGAGUUAUCCCAUCCAGUGGGAUGAGGGGCCUGGAUUGGAGGAGGGAUAUCAGGGGUAA
Molecule: messenger RNA, 2292 nt
Organism: Chaetomium fimeti
Lineage: Eukaryota; Fungi; Ascomycota; Sordariomycetes; Sordariales; Chaetomiaceae
Product: glycoside hydrolase family 92 protein
Exons: 3
Coding region: 1-2292 (763 amino acids)
Biological process (GO): protein deglycosylation; protein quality control for misfolded or incompletely synthesized proteins; glycoprotein catabolic process
Cellular component (GO): cytosol; nucleus
Molecular function (GO): carbohydrate binding; peptide-N4-(N-acetyl-beta-glucosaminyl)asparagine amidase activity
Source: RefSeq, a predicted model, not a curated record